Lodderomyces oxycetoniae is the source of this 1239-nucleotide messenger RNA. Its product is annotated as Smc5-Smc6 complex subunit. Gene Ontology annotation, biological process: DNA repair. The record is from RefSeq and is a predicted model, not a curated record. The transcript has a single exon. Lineage: Eukaryota; Fungi; Ascomycota; Pichiomycetes; Serinales; Debaryomycetaceae. The coding region runs from base 1 to 1239 and encodes 412 amino acids. Gene Ontology annotation, cellular component: nucleus.
AUGGCCAAGAGGAAAAUCACUUUGGCAGAGAUAGAAGCAUCUCGUGUAGAGAGCAACUUAUUGGUCUCGGAGUCCAAAAGAAGGAAGAAACGGGCAAUAGUAGAUGACUAUGAAGAUGAAGAAGAAGAAGUAGAAAAAGAAACUGAUGGAAGAGGAGGAGGUAGAGGUAGAGAAGAGGAAGAAGAAGAUAACGAGAAUGGAGAAGACGGAGAAUAUCAAGAUAGUCGAGAUAGAGGUUCGAUACUGAAUGAAGAUCAAGAUCUACAACAUGAUGUAAACCAAGUUGUUAAACUAAUUCUUCAACGAGAACUAAAAGGUCAAUUUUUCAAACGAGAGUUGAUUGCUCAAAACUUAACCAACAAACGAUUUAAAAGCGAUGUGCUACUUAGAGAGGCAACCAAAAUUCUUGAGAAUGUUUAUGGAAUGACCUUGGUUGAAGGUGCCGCUAGGAAAAAUAAACAAGAAGAUUUUGUGGGGAUAGGGGGAGGAGGUAUAAGCAGUGGGAGUAAACUACGUAAAUCCCAUGGAGCCAGGCGACCAUUGGUUUUGGUUUGUAAUUUACUGAAGGAAGCGAAAGAUGUUCUUGGUGAAUUGUGGUCAAUAGAAGUAUCUACCUCAUUAGAUAAGACAAAGUUGGGAGAUUGUAAAUUUUUCCUACCUAAAUAUAGCAAAGUUAAAGGAUUGCCUAGGUCCAACUAUGAUUUAAUCAAGACCGGAUUAACUAUGGUUAUUAUCACCUUUGUAGUACUUAACGAGAACCAUAUAUCGGAACAACAAUUAAUCACAAGUAUGAAGAAAUUUGGAAUUUCCGAUAAGGAGCAUGUGAGAAAUUCCAAUUAUGAUAUGAAUAUUCAAGAGCUAAUAAAAGAGUUGGAUGCGAAAGAAUACAUUGUGAAGAAGGAACUUGGUAUAACUCAAAAUGAUAGGUCAUCUGCAUCGGGAGGAGCAACAGCGUCAUUUGUUAGCAGUAGUAGUCAAACUAGUAAUAGUGAGAAAAUGUUUAGCUAUGCUUUAGGCCGAAGAUCACUUGUUGAAUUUACACCACAAAGUGUAUUUGAUUAUAUCAAGAUUGUGUAUGGCGACGCGUUUACGGAUGCUAUUGCUGAACUGACGAUUGUUACUAUUGAACGUGCAUAUGGGGUUGCAUUAGCACAGGAUGAGAAUAAUGGUUCCAGUCAAGUAGAUAGUCCUAGUGGUCGUAAUGGCGGCGAACGAGAACAAUCGAUGAAUAAUCAAUGA